Molecule: messenger RNA, 951 nt
Organism: Kazachstania africana CBS 2517
Lineage: Eukaryota; Fungi; Ascomycota; Saccharomycetes; Saccharomycetales; Saccharomycetaceae
Gene: DYN3
Product: dynein light intermediate chain
Exons: 1
Coding region: 1-951 (316 amino acids)
Biological process (GO): microtubule-based movement; microtubule cytoskeleton organization
Cellular component (GO): centrosome; cytoplasmic dynein complex
Molecular function (GO): dynein heavy chain binding
Source: RefSeq, a predicted model, not a curated record
AUGGUACGAGAUAUUUGGACUGAGCUUAUCAAUAAGACUCGAAGAAAGGAUGACGAUACCUCUGGGAAGACGAUAAUUGUUUGUUGUCCCAGUAAAGACACAAUGUAUGAAUUUCAAAAGAAGUACUAUCCUACUGAACUACAAGAGAGCAUCGAUGAGAAACCUACGACGCAACUACAAUUCCAUUACAUAAUGGAUACCAGUAGGAGCGAAGAUAUCGAUAGGUCUCCACACGGUAUCGUUAACAUCUAUUCGAUGGUCUCUCCGGUAGAACACAGUACAUUGUCCCUACUACACCCAAUAAUAGAGCAAAUUCGUGGCAACGUCCAACUAUGCGUAGUAUUAGACUGGUCAAAGAAUAGCCAAAGAUCAUGGCUGCGGUAUUUGAAUGAUAUGUUCAAAGAAUUGCAAGUUUUCGAGUCGUUGAUGCAGUUACAUGUAAUAUGCGUGAACUCAAAUGUCAUCUGGGAAUUGCAGAGAAGCUCAACAAGUUGGAACACAAGACUAAUUGGAUUUGUGCAGCAAUCACUGAGAUCCUUUUGUUUAGAAAAAAAUGGUUCAUUAUAUUUUCUGCAAGAAAACGGUACCAUCGACAUUUUAACCGAUAUUAUCCAUGAAAACACCCACGACGACACCAGAAUUGAGAUGAUUGACAUCUCCAAAACAUUCAUUCCUAGUGGCUCGGAUUCUUUUGGGCUGAUAAAAACGAUAGAUGACACAUUCGAUCCAUCAAUUGCAACUACAGAUGAAUUUAUCGCCACACAAUACGAAAAAGCUGUUCCAGAAGCUUACAAGCCAUCUUAUGGCAACAGCGAGCUCCUGAAAGGUGCGAGCUAUACUGUCUACGAAGACCCACAAGCGUCAGAUUACUACCAGACCUUAUUAGAUUUUGAUGUCCAAAAGAAGCUUUCGGAAAUAAAUAAAACCUACAGAAGCAAGCCAUUGACAUGA